Messenger RNA from Octopus sinensis (East Asian common octopus), 2442 nucleotides. Its product is annotated as rho-associated protein kinase 1-like. The transcript has 8 exons. The record is from RefSeq and is a predicted model, not a curated record. NCBI's taxonomy places the organism in Eukaryota, Metazoa, Mollusca, Cephalopoda, Octopoda, Octopodidae. The coding region runs from base 182 to 1267 and encodes 361 amino acids.
UGUCUAUAUGUUGCCCUUGCGACAAACCCUUCACGAGUGAUAUAUAAAAUGCUUAGGAUCUCGUAAUCUUCCACAGUUGGCAGAUACGUCGAAGUGGUCACCAGUGCUUUAGCCUUGUACCUGCACAGGAUUUUUUCCUCGAAACUGUAAAACAGUUUUUUUUUCGAAUAACAACAACAAGAUGGGACACGAACAGCAGGAUGUGAAAGAGUUGAGAAAUUUGAACUCAAGGUUUUCAAAAUUCACGGAAAGGAACAGUUUCCUUCAGUGUGAGCUCAAUUCCCUGAAAGACGAUUUGAAAAAGCGAGAUGCUGACGUCAAGUCCAUUAAAGAGGCGUCGCGAGUAGAGAUUCAAACGAUAAAAGAAAUCCAUGGAAAGACAAAUGAUCAGAAAAACGACCGUAUCAACACCUUGGAACAAGAACUGCAGGGCUCAUGUGCCAAAGUACGUGAACUCACUGAUAUGUGCGGCCAAAAGCAAAACACUAUUGCGGCUCUUAAUGAUGACAUCUCUCGGCGUGUUACUGACAGCGAAAUUAUGAGAAGGCAGGUUCAAACUCUGGAGAAAGAACUCGACGACUCGAAAAAUAACAUUCGCUGUCGGGAAGACCAACUACAUCAAGUUAAAUUGUGUUUGGAAAGGGAAAUUUCCAAUCGCAGAAUUGAGGCCCAACGAGCAGAGACAAUACAAGCUGAACUGGUCACCCUCAAACAUGACUAUGAAAUCAAAAGCAAAGAGUAUCAGGAACUUUUGGCCAAACAAAAUCCCGAUGCUAAAAUUAAGAAAUAUUGGGAAUCAGAACUCAACAAAUCCAAGAAUGAAAUUCGCCGAGAAUAUGAACAUAAAUUAGAAAGAGAAUGUUCUACCAUAAAGACUGAGUUCGAAUCCAAGAUUCGAAGAAUACGUUCGGAAGAAGAGGUUAAAGUGAGACAAAUGGAAAGAAAGAACAAAGAAAUUCGUGAAGAGAGAGAUGAGUUUGAAAAAAACGUUUUGAAAUGCAAGGGUCAGAUCAACGAUUUAAAAUCGAAAUUGGAUGAAGAAAACGCUAAACUUUCAUCUGUUUCUUUGGAACUGAAACGUGAGAAAGACGAACAUAGAGCCGAUGAUGCCCGUCUCAAUGGCACUAUUGAAAUAUUGCAAAAGGAAAACCAAGAUCUGUUGGACGCGAAUCGGAGGAUCGAAGACGAAAUUGAUCGUUAUCGUAGCAUACUGGAUCGGGCUGAAAACUGUUGUUCGUCUGCGGCCAUGCUGGAGUACUGCUCUUAGUCGAGCAAAUCGACCCCAGGAUUUAUUCUUUAAAGGAAUCUUCCUCAAAGACGAACACAUAAAAAGUAUUGUUUCCAAUCGUGGCCAUCAAGACCGUUUUCUCUGUCUCAACUUCCAGAAGAUUUAUUAUUUUAUGUAAAGAGUUUCCCAUAUAAUAUCUUCAGUUGAGAGAUGCGAUAAUUAUUUUCUCUCAACUUUUGUUAUUUUUAAUUUCUUUUCUCUAAACUCUUACUUAUUCUUUUUAUAUUAGGUUGUCCUACAUGAGAAAUGAAUAAGCAAAAGUUAUAAAAUUUUUUUUUCUUAAUCAAAAUAACCUACGUUGCCUUCAACAAUUUUUUUUCCAUCAUCUUGAGAGUCUAUAUACUGCCUUGGAAAAUAUUAUUGUCUUUCGAAGCUAUAAAUUACUCAAAUGCUGUGAUUGACUUUGCUUGCAUACUUUUUCGUGUUGAUGAAAAGUUGAAGAAAAAAGAACAGGUCGCCAAACAAAGCAUCUUCUUUACAGCACUUAAAUCAUGUGGAAUAAAUUUGUUCAGCUCUUUCAACUUACUGAUCGUUGCAAGAUGAAGUCCUAUAAAAUCGUUCUAAUUAUUGCCAAGAGCACGAACACCAUGUUCCAAUGUUUCCUCAUUGACCAAUCAUGGAGGGAGUUUCUAGAUCGAAAUUUAUUGAACCAUAUUCUUUCUGUUCUGCUGUACAAGUUCCCAUUCGAAAUGGAACAUUGACAGUUUCGUUCGCUUUAGAGACAUUUUCAUCGAGUCUAAAAUCAUAGAACGGUAAAAGUCUGACUUCUUUCCUGGACAGCGUCUAAAAAGGCUAAGAACAUUAAAUUUGUCUUAUAGUCCACAAUACAGUUAAAAUUUUCUAGAUCUGAUGUCAGCAAAUUGUGUAGAAAAAUGCAGCACAUGUCUGGUAAAUUUAAAAGAAAGAGUUGAUGCUUUAACAUUUAUCAGAUACACUCUCACAAAAACAAAUUUUAGAAAGAGUUCAUCUCACGUGGGACAACCAAAUAUUUCUCUUUGAUAAUAAUUUUACAGUCUUUAAAAGUAAGGUUUCAUAAUUUCUCCUUCUCUAAUUAUAAUUUUACAAUCAUUGCUUAAACUUUUGCUUGUUUUUUUUUCAUUUUUCUCUUUCUUUAAUCAUAAUUUUAUGCUCAUUCUUUAAAUAUUUGCUUUCAU